AUGCGGUCGCAAUUACUUCGUCGUGCGCUCCGCCUGUCAACGACGUCCUUCCCUCAUGCACUGAGAUGCUCGUCGCAGGCAAAUCAAGUGGGACGUGCCGUCGCUUCUCGACCUACGCUUGGAAUCAGCAGCUACUUGACACGCAGCUUCUCCCAGUCUUCCACGAGCACAGGCGAAGACCAGACAUUGACGACGGAAUACAUAGGCGUCGUCUACAACGCCGACAACGUGAAGAAAUACAGUGCCGAGCUGAUUAUAGACGAGAACGUGAUCAGUGGUGGCGACUUUUGGACGGCGUUGGAUGCUGCGAAAGCAUACGAUGAGCUCGUUACGCUCUAUUGCGACUUGGAUACGCCUCGUAAUUUUCCUGAAGCUGACGCCGUGGAGUUUGCUCCGAAAAAUGCUGAAGACAUGGAGUGGCUUGCCCCAGAGGCAGGAAAUCGCCAUGCUGACCUGAUUCCACCCAUUCGGCAGACUUAUUUGACGAUUGACGAAGUCAAGGACGCUUUGGAACGAGAGAAGGCCAUCGACGUGUACGUUGUGGACUUGGCUGGCAAGACCAGCUUGGCCAACUACAUGGUGUUUGCCACAGGCAAGUCGCAGUCGCAUAUGCGACGCAUGGCCGACAUGUUGAUCAAGUCGAUGAAAGUAAGAGAUAUUGUGGACGAGUUUGACUAUGGAGUAGAAGGGCGCGAGUGCGAUGACUGGAUGAUUGCUGACUGCAAUAAUAUCGUGGUGCAUUUGAUGCGUGCUGACACUCGUCGAAUCAUGGCGCUGGAAGACCAUUGGGAGAACAUGGUUGACAACAAGCACAGGGUCUAUGGCGACAUGAAUGAGGACGAGUACAUGGACAAGUUUGGCACGAGCGAACUCAUGGAGUAUUUGGAAGACGAGGACCACCCGCGUGCCGAAGAGGACGGAGAAGGAUCGGGUGUCGAGUGGGAGUAA
Messenger RNA from Hyaloperonospora brassicae, 948 nucleotides. The record is from the annotation of a GenBank genome assembly. Lineage: Eukaryota; Oomycota; Peronosporomycetes; Peronosporales; Peronosporaceae.